AUGGGUGUGGAGAAGCAAGUCAUCAGACCCGGCAACGGUCCCAAACCCGCUGCGGGACAGACCGUCACCGUCCAUUGCACCGGAUUUGGGAAAGGUGGUGAUCUAUCCCAGCAGUUCUGGAGUACAAAGGACGCUGGGCAAAAACCUUUCUCGUUCCAAAUCGGUAAAGGUGCUGUGAUCAAAGGAUGGGAUGAAGGCGUUAUGGGAAUGCAAAUCGGAGAGGUUGCUCGCUUGCGGUGCUCACCGGAUUACGCAUAUGGUGCUGGUGGAUUUCCGGCAUGGGGAAUCCAGCCAAACUCGGUUCUCGACUUUGAAAUCGAAGUACUUAGCGUGCAGUGA
Microthlaspi erraticum is the source of this 339-nucleotide messenger RNA. NCBI's taxonomy places the organism in Eukaryota, Viridiplantae, Streptophyta, Magnoliopsida, Brassicales, Brassicaceae. The record is from the annotation of a GenBank genome assembly.